This is a messenger RNA of Salmo salar (Atlantic salmon), 1242 nucleotides long. The record is from RefSeq and is a predicted model, not a curated record. Lineage: Eukaryota; Metazoa; Chordata; Actinopteri; Salmoniformes; Salmonidae.
UUAUAACAGUAUUGUUACGAGAGCGAUGAAUGCUGAUUGCAUGCUGCAUUUUGUGAGACUUUUGUAUAAACGUCAAACUAUCAAAAUAAUAAUAGAAUCUCUAAUUUUAUAGCUGCAGUUUGGUGAAAGUGACAUUAUUUUUUAGAAUGGAAGAAAAUAACAUUGGAAGGAGAGAACAAGGAGGUGGAGUCACACGGUUCGCGCCGUCACUGGUAUAAAAUCCUCCUCGUGUUCCGUCUUCGUUCCUUCGCUCUUCCUGCACUGCACGUCUUGUAAAGGGCUUAGAAGCAUCUUGAACAAUGGGCUUUGGCGAUCUGAAAACCCCUGGCGGCCUCAAGGUCCUCAACGACUUUUUAGCCGACAAGAGCUACAUCGAGGGGUGGGUGCCCUCCCAGGCUGACGUGGCUGUGUUCGAUGCAAUCUCCUCAGCCCCCUCAACAGUCCUGUGCCAUGCUCUGCGCUGGUACAACCAUAUUAAGUCAUUCCAGAACCAGAAGGGAAGUCUGCCAGGAGUAAAGAAGCCCCUGGGUCACUAUGGUCCUGCCGGGGUGGAGGACAAGACAGCUGCUGACUCAAAGGACGACGAUGAUGACAUGGACCUGUUUGGCUCUGACGAGGAGGAGGACGCAGAGGCAGAAAAGCUGAAGGAGGAGAGAAUCGCAGCUUACGCCGCCAAGAAGUCAAAGAAGCCCACACUCAUCGCCAAGUCAUCGAUCCUGCUUGAUGUGAAACCGUGGGAUGAUGAGACGGACAUGGCCAAGCUGGAGGAGUGUGUUCGCAGCAUCUCAAUGGACGGCCUGCUUUGGGGACAGUCCAAGCUGGUACCAGUGGGCUAUGGCAUCAAGAAGCUGCAGAUCGGGUGUGUGGUAGAGGACGACAAGGUGGGAACAGACCAGCUGGAGGAACAGAUUACAGCCUUUGAGGACUACGUCCAGUCUAUGGAUGUGGCUGCCUUCAACAAGAUCUAAAACUCAAACUUACCAACGAAGACACUGAGCACUUCAGAUGGAUAAUGUUAGUUACAUUCUGACAAGUGGUACUGCCUGGUUUAUGUAGCUUUUGAGGAAAGACUUUGGUGUUUGGGGAGAACGCGGCUGGUGAAUUGCAUUCUCUGUUGGUCCUGAAGGUGCAAUAUGCUUAAGUCACUCUGCCAUUUCCUGGUUGCUAAAACAAGUUGUGUAGAGAAUCAUUGUACCAUCUAAACUGCUGAAAUGUAUUCAAUAAAUAAAUAUUGUAUUUUCA